This is a messenger RNA of Penicillium canariense, 2796 nucleotides long. RefSeq names its product pentatricopeptide repeat protein. Bases 1 to 2796 code for a protein of 931 amino acids. The record is from RefSeq and is a predicted model, not a curated record. Gene Ontology annotation, molecular function: protein binding. NCBI's taxonomy places the organism in Eukaryota, Fungi, Ascomycota, Eurotiomycetes, Eurotiales, Aspergillaceae. The transcript has a single exon.
AUGUUCACCAAUGCCGCGAACACGACACCGGCCGUGCCCUCUCGCAAUGCCCUGCGGGUUCUCCGUCAAUUGGCUUUCGCCGGGUCUACAGUGGGCGGUUUCUGCGCUGUUGCAGUGAUCACUUAUGAUGUCCAUCGCCGGGUUCGUGUUGCCGAGCAGAUCGUCGAGAAUAAACGUACCCUUCACACCUCUGCGCCGAACUAUGAUGCGACUGCCUCCGCCCAACGCCUCGCAGUCAUGAUGGAGGCCGCUGAAGCCGGUGAAUUCAUGGGCCUGGCGUCUUUGAAAGACAAAAGGUCAUCACGGGUUGACGGUGAAAAGGAAGCUCUCGACGAGAAGACCAAUGUUAAAGAUUCAUCUCGGCAUCGAACUGGCUCUACUCCAAAGUGGUCACAGCUUGGCCCGAACCGGAUACCCGUGAAAAAUGUCCCCGACAGCGCCGCCGACAUGCGUGCUCGAGCCGAAAACCGACUGGCCCUGGCCCGAGAGGCCCGAGAGGCCGACAAAGCACGCGCAGAAGGUGAACUUCCGCUCGAAGACCGAAUCCGUGACUUGAUUCAAGACAACCGGGAGAUUGAAGCUGCACAGGUUUUCAUGGAUAAUGUUCAAGUGUCGGAGGGCGCCAAGAUUUCCUCGGAAAGGAGAGAGCUCAUGCGCCGCCUGUUCGCUGUGAACUGCAUGAAGGGAAACAUAUUCAUUGCACGGUCUUUGUUCCAGUAUAUGGAGAAAGUAACAUAUCUUGAUUCAGAAGUUUGGUCGACCAUGAUGCACCUUUUAGCCAAGGAAGGACACGUCGAAUCUGUGGGAGCUCUCUUCGAAAAACACCAUACGAGACUGACAGUUCCGGCUCAUAUGCUGGAAGUUGUCAUACGGAGUCUUAUUGAAUCACGGAGGUUGACUCUGGCCAAAUUUCUCUUCUAUGCACGCAUCAAGCACGAUGAGAAUGGCGGUUUGUGCGGUGCAUACCUCGAUGGAAUAUGGAGGAAAACUCGGAAAACCCAGCUGCUGAGGACAGAAUUUAGUAAGAUUUUGCAGGCUCUCACCGAUCUGAAGCGAGGUCCAACCGAGAAAGUCUUCAACCCCAUGGUCAAGGCCUACAUCGAAGCUGGGAGCUUUGAAGAAGCCGAAGCCUUGGUUGCAGCAAUGUCCUCUGAGUUUAAUGUCAACCCUGGAUGCCGAACUUUGGGGCUACUGGCGUAUGGUAAAGCCCUGAUGUGCGACUGGGAGGGUGUCAUGAGCGGGCUGCGCGAAAUGCACAAGCUAGGGUUCACCAAGGACAAGAAGAGUUUCGCGCAGGUUUUCGAUCGUAUUUUUCUGGAAUACUAUCCCGCACAUGCCGGCUCCCAAAUAUUUGACUUUCUCAUGACUUGCAUCAGUGAGUUCAAAAUUCGGCCCGACAAAAUUCUUCACCGACAUAUACUCGAGGCGCUGGUUGAGAGAUGCGAUUCUAGCUGCGUUAGCAAGCUUAGCACCAUGGCCGAGGAGCGUGAAUGGAACACGGGCCUCGAGCAGUAUCAAUUCAUCAGAAUUCUGGAAGCACGUCGCGUGUCAAUGCAGGACUCGCCAGUGGGCCUCUGGCGCAUGCUGCAGGCCGCAAAGCAACAAUAUGGAACUGUCGCUAGCAACCGGCGUGUCAUGGGAUCUGGCGCUGACAAUUAUUCUUUGCGAGACAAUGUCUUGCAGCCGAUCCACCUUGAUGCCGGUGAAACCUUUCCCGAAACCAUGAAGAACCUUGUGGUGAAGAAGUCCAUGAACACUCACAUGUCACUGUCAAAGCGACAAGAGCACUAUAUCCACGCGGGAAAUUUCCGCAAGGCAAUAUCGUGCUUCCAUCAGGCGAACAAAUCUGGAUACUCGAUCAAGCCGAUCCACAUCCAACUGGCUGUCAUUGCCAUGGUCCUUGAAGAUGGCAUCUCUGGCCUGGAAACAACCCAGAAGUUCAUCAAGACUGAAUGGACGUACUGGUCCAGGAUCCCAAGGACUCAAUUCAGCCCGCGUUUCCCUCGCUUUGUCCCCAUCUUCUUCCAGCAAAUUUUACAGGUUGAACGCGGCCUCACCCGUCAGCCAACUUUGAUCAGGAUGGCUUUGUUCGAAUUCUACAAACUCUGUGAUGAUACGCCCAAACUCAAUGUUAAGCACCACGCAUCCGUGGCAAUGUCCCGACGCCUGAUCAUGAAAGGGCACCCCAACACCGCAAUUAAGGUUCUCACAGCGAUCUACCUGUCGAAAUGGCGGAAAUCCCACGGCUUCGACCAAGUGCAACUCAAAAUCCUUAUGCGUGCUUUCGCGACACUUCGUCACGUCAGGGGCAUGUGGUGGUGCAUGAUGACAGUCCUCUCUCGAAAUGAGCCCAUACUAUACGAUUUUGUUGUCGAGGCAAAGCGCCUGAUGCCUAUGGUGGAGGCAUACCAUCAGCAAGACUCGAGGCCACAGAAAGAACAUAACAUCAAGUCCUUGAUGAUGGUCAUGAGCGCGCUGGACGAGAAGGCCGCCGGCCGGCUAUUCUGGAAGGACCUCCAUGCAUGUCCUGAAAAGAAAGUUCAAAACCGGGCGAAGGUUGCCUUGCAGACGCAGGAAGAACAUGGUUGGCUGUCGUCUAUGAGCAUCGAAGCUAUGGUCGAGGUCUUCGAUGAGGAGAUGGAGAUGGAUUUCUUGCAGAAGCGCAAACAGUUCGAUCUUGACACACUCCAGGGAUUUUGGGAUGAGAAUCGGAUGGUCACUGAACGUCUCCCACAGCCUGAAGAUGCUGCAUACCCGGAGACAAUGAAAUGUCCUGACCCUCUUAGAGGUGUAUAA